Metopolophium dirhodum (rose-grain aphid) is the source of this 1465-nucleotide messenger RNA. Its product is annotated as formylglycine-generating enzyme. Gene Ontology annotation, cellular component: endoplasmic reticulum. The transcript has 4 exons. Bases 290 to 1288 code for a protein of 332 amino acids. The record is from RefSeq and is a predicted model, not a curated record. Lineage: Eukaryota; Metazoa; Arthropoda; Insecta; Hemiptera; Aphididae.
UAUUUCCUAAAAGUCGAAAACACAAAUUUAAAUUUUAACUAUUAGGCAAUAGCCAGUUGUAGGUAUAUAGUUGAAUGAGUUACGAAAAACAAAAUGUAUCAUAUUGUAUUGAAAUAUUUAAAUUUCCAAUUCGAAAUACUCAGGAUUCGGUUGAAAUAUAGAAUAAUUUAAAUAUUUUAGUUUUAAAUGUGUAUAUUAUUUAUUAUUUAUUACGAUCACAAAUUCACCACUCAGAAUCGUUUUUAAUUAAACAUAUUAUAUACCUAUUAAUUCAUCAAGAUACAUCAAGAUGCAAUUAUUUUACAUUAUUGUUGUUAUUAUGAUGAUUACAUCUUCUAAUGCAGAUUGUGGAUGUAAUACAAAUCGCAUUAAAACAAACACUAAAGAAGAUGUUUGUACAUCAUCAGCAACAAGUAAUUCGGAAACAUUAGAAUCGGAAUUAGAAUCUAUGAUUUUAAUCAAAGGACAGAAUUUUACAAUUGGUACUGACAAACCAGAAAUUGUAACUGAUGGAGAAUCUCCAUCCCGUACUGUGUAUUUAGAUGAUUAUUUUAUUGAUAAAUAUGAAGUGAGCAAUUUAGAAUUUAAAAAAUUUGUUGAAAUAAUGGGAUAUCAAACAGAAGCAGAGGUAUUCGGAGAUUCGUUUGUAUUUCAAUUAUUUCUCAGUAAAACUACAUUAAAAUCCAUAACACAAGCUGUCAAGGAUGCUCCCUGGUGGGUACCAGUCAAAGGUGCUAAUUGGAAACAUCCUGAAGGGAAAGAUUCUGAUAUAAGUGAUAGAGAAUUACAUCCUGUUGUACAUGUUAGCUGGAAUGAUGCCACAGCAUUUUGUAAUUGGGCUGGAAAAAGGUUACCAUCUGAAGCUGAAUGGGAAGCUGCUUGUAGAGGUGAUCUCAAAGAUAGACUCUAUCCUUGGGGAAAUAAGCUUCUUCCAAGUAAUAAGCAUAGAACGAAUAUUUGGCAAGGGGAAUUUCCUUUCAAAAACACUGCUGAAGAUGGUUGGGCAACUACGGCUCCAGUAAAUACGUUUCCAAAAAAUGGUUAUGGUCUUCAUAACAUGGUAGGAAAUGUAUGGGAAUGGACUAAUGAUUUUUGGAGUAUAGAUCAUGACCAAAGUUUUACUGUAAAUCCAGGUGGUCCAACAGAAGGAAAAGAAAGAGUUAAAAAAGGUGGGUCAUACUUGUGUCACAAAGAGUAUUGUUAUCGUUAUCGAUGUGCUGCAAGAAGUCAAAAUACACCAGAUAGUUCUGCAUCAAAUCUUGGAUUUAGAUGUGCAAAGGAUAAAUAAUAUUUUGAAAACUGAUAUCAUAAACAAACAUUUGUGUUUAUUUUUUCAAGUAUGAAAACUAAUGUUUAAUAAUUGUAUAUACAUUACAGUACCAUCAAAUGUUAUCUUUAUAGAAAAUAUUCCUAUCAAUUAAUAUAUAUAUAUUUUUUAUAAAGUAUUAAAUUUGUUUAUACAUCA